Suillus paluster is the source of this 512-nucleotide messenger RNA. RefSeq lists its product as uncharacterized. Lineage: Eukaryota; Fungi; Basidiomycota; Agaricomycetes; Boletales; Suillaceae. The record is from RefSeq and is a predicted model, not a curated record. The transcript has 4 exons. Bases 32 to 331 code for a protein of 99 amino acids.
CUUGUGUAUGUCUUAAAAGCUGGAUCACAGCAUGCAUGCUCAUGUAAGCUUCACAAGGCCUUGCAUGCUUUGGGCUCUUUUGUUGGUGACGCAAAUACGCCCGUCACGACUGCACCAAAAUUUGUCCAUGGAGUGCACAUGCCACCAAAAUUCAGGUCUUUCAGGGUCCUUCAAGAAGAAUGAGCGUUUAGCUGCGGGUAGUCAGUUGAACUCCAGAGCGUACGACCAGGAAAUCCCACUAAUGGCAACAAGUUUCUGUGGGGUGUUUCAUAGGACAGUUGCCGUCAUGAGUAACCGAGACCUAAGACCACUGGCCGAACUAGCGCGAUAGCAUCAAAUACUCUCAUUUCCCUUGUCUUCGUGCCGAGCCAAAGCCUUAUCCCUACAAGUCCUAAAGGAGCACGAUAGGAUAGGUAUUAAAUAAAUUUUCAGCAUCUGCCGCCCUAUCCUAUCACUUCCUGUUUUCGCUGGGCAACGUUGAACUGACCUGGGUUCUGAUCAGUGGCAGUGAA